GAUUUUGAUUUUGCUGAAGUAUCUUACAGAAUCACCAACAAUGCACCAAAAGUUGAAAAGUGGAGUGACACGAGAUCGGCAUGCUUAAGAGAGUAGGAGAAAACUGAAGCACGCAAAAACUCUUUGACGGGUUCUUUCAUGGUGGCACCUGGAAUAAAUCAAACCACUCCCAUUUUUAUUAAUUUCUCUCUCUGUUCACGUCUUCAGGUUCGAUAAUGGAACAGGAGCUUUCGCGCGUUGGUUUCAGAAGAUGAUCCGAAGUUAAAAGCUUUUGCAGAGUGGCAUUUUGCACCAAUACAGGUGCACUGAUGAAAUCAUUUCUCUGUCAAAUAUUGGCCUGGUACCAAAAGAAGAUUAAAUCAAAAUCCAAUGGAAGAAUUAUUGAAUCCUUUUCAUCCUUCCAAUCGAUCUGAACCCACAUCGUUGCAUGAUGCUGGAAGGCUUCAUUUUGAAGGUCAUGGGAAUCGUGGAACUGGCUUACUGAGCCUGAAGAAGAGGGGGCAUGGAAGUCGUUCUUGGAUAAAAAUUGAUGAGAAUGGGAACUCAAAGAUUUUGGAGCUUGACAAAGGUACCAUAAUGAAGCAUUGUUCUUUGCCUGCCAGGGAUCUAAGGCUUCUGGACCCUUUAUUUAUUUAUCCUUCUACCAUUUUGGGACGUGAGAAAGCUAUAGUGGUCAGUCUUGAACAGAUCAGGUGUAUAAUUACAGCCGAUGAGGUUAUCCUGAUGAAUUCAUUAGAUGGAUGUGUUCUUCAGUACCAAUCAGAAUUUUGCAAGCGCCUUAAGUCAAACAAGGAUCAAGCUGAUGACUUGCCAUUCGAGUUUAGAGCACUAGAGUUGGCUUUGGAAUUAACUUGCACGUCUCUGGACUCUCAGGCAAAAGAACUGCGAAUGGAGAUAUAUCCAGUACUAGAUGAACUAGCUUCAUCUAUUAGUACUCUUAAUCUGGAACGUGUACGUAGACUAAAAGGUCACCUCCUUGCUCUGACUCAGCGAGUUCAGAAGGUCCGAGAUGAGAUUGAACAUCUCAUGGAUGAUGACGGUGACAUGGCUGAAAUGUACUUGACAGAGAAGAAACAAAGGUCGGAAGUUUAUGCUUCAAGUGACAUAUGUCUCCCUAGUGAUUUUUCAGGUGGGGAUAGACUGGAUUCGAAAUCUGCUCCUGUUUCACCAGUUGCCUCAAGCAUUGGGGUAAAGAGAUUGCAGAGGACUUUUAGCAGUGUAGUUAGUUCAAGCAAACAUGGAAGCAUCAUGAGUUCCUCUUGUAGCAGUGGAGAAAAUAUUGAUCAACUUGAGAUGUUACUUGAAGCAUACUUUGUUGUUAUUGACAAUACCCUGAGCAACUUAUCCUCGCUUAAAGAAUACAUUGACGAUACUGAAGAUUUAAUCAACAUUAAAUUGGGUAAUGUUCAGAACCAACUAAUCCAAUUUGAGCUGCUUCUUACUGCGGCAACAUUUGUGGCUACAAUAUUUGCUGUUGUGACUGGAGUCUUUGGAAUGAACUUCACUGCCUCAAUUUUUGACUAUCCAACCGCAUUUAAUUGGGUUCUGGUUAUCACAGGUGUCAUCUGUGGGUUCUUGUACUUUACUUUCUUGUUCUAUUUUCGACAUAAAAAAGUCUUCCCAUUGUAAGCAUUUAGACUUUAUUAUUAUUCUUUGCAAACCAAUGUUUAUUUUCUAAAUUGAAAUUAUAAUUCAUUGUAUCGCUGUUCACAGAUUCCUCUUUCUUUUCUUUCAUUGAUCAGCUUUCUCUGUUGUUUUUCCUGCUGAAACAAAGCCAUAUUUUGGUUAUUAGAAACUUUAUCUUCUCUUUAUCUUCACUUUUCCAGAUAUUUUUAGGUGGCAAGGUUAGCUUUAUAAAAAAUUCUCUUCACAUACUGUUGAAGUACAUUGCAAGAUAGACAGUCUUAUUGAUCAUCUUUAUUUUUGUCACUAUCUUGUGACCAACUGAUCUCCCCCAUAAUUUGCUUUAGCAAAAGCUUCCCAGUCUCUGCUUCACUCUGACUUCCGUGGGAUUCCCAAUUCUUCAUUGUCUAUUAUUUGCAUUAUGGUUAAUGUUCUAUAGUAGGUCUACAGAAAUGUGUAUUUAAUCUGUUUGGAGAAUUGGAUACCUUAUGCAACUUCUGAUGUACAUGUAAGCCAAGUUUUUGACAUCAGCUUCUUCUAUAAAACUCAGCUGCCUUCUACUAAGCUAUACAAGUCUCUCUUGAGGGAUUAUGCUUUCCAAAGUUUUCUGGCAAUUUCAAUUCUUGUCUCAAGUUCGAAAAUUUGUGAUUUUAAUGUAAGAUUGCAUGACCUUAUGAAGAUGCAAGCUCAGCUCCUUAGGCGACAAUGCAUGAUAUGGUGUGUUGAUCUGAUUGGAAGAUGUUCCACUUUGAUUUGCUUUGUGAUUCAGAUGAAGCUGCAGGUUCUUUAAUGAGGCUGUCUAUUCUUUGAUCACCGUUAGCUACUAUGUUUGGAUCCAUCUGCAAACUCCAGAGCAUAAAAGGUUAUUUCUAUUUGGAUAGUUAAUGUUAUAUUCAUUAGAAACUAAAUCUUUUUCCUAAUGUGCACCAUAAAGAGUGCGCUUUUUCAUUGUGAUAGACUGGCUAUCAGAGGAACAGGCUAAUUUCAUGUGUACGCAUGAAAGCUUUGCAUGUACAUAUUGUUCACCGGAAGAAAAAGGAGCUUAAUAUCAGUAAUGGAACUCAUGAAAAUACCUCAACAUAGUUUGAUAUUUUACUCAAAGUUGAAGUUUUGAAGCUUCUUUCCAGUCUCUUGAGUUCAGCUUCAAGCUCUGCCUCAAUUUUACUCAUUGUCUUCUCCGCCAUCUGAUCAGAUGACUCUCUGUCCUGACAUUUUGUAGAUUUACUCAGUUCUUGAUUGAUAGGAUCCCCAGAAGAUCUCAACAGAUCCCUAUCCCCAACCCACUAUAUGCCUUGAGCAAAUCAUGCCAAGCUGAAGAAACGGUCUUCCUUGCAGCAUGACAGAAUCGUGGGCACAGGAGAACCAGCUUCAGCUGCCUACCCGAGAUCUGCUCCACUACUUCAUCUACUAAGCAGCAUUUAAUUUUUCAUGUAAUCCUCUUAUCCAUUCCAUAGAAGUAGGAAUUUUCUUUUAAACUCUUGUGUAUUUAAAGAAGCUUCGUUUAUGAAUAAAAGCAGAUAUUUUAUCUUGAAAA
This is a messenger RNA of Carica papaya (papaya), 3157 nucleotides long. It is a transcript of the gene MGT3, whose product is annotated as magnesium transporter 3. Gene Ontology annotation, biological process: transmembrane transport; magnesium ion transport. Gene Ontology annotation, cellular component: membrane. NCBI's taxonomy places the organism in Eukaryota, Viridiplantae, Streptophyta, Magnoliopsida, Brassicales, Caricaceae. Gene Ontology annotation, molecular function: magnesium ion transmembrane transporter activity. The record is from RefSeq and is a predicted model, not a curated record.